Messenger RNA from Cladophialophora carrionii CBS 160.54, 1242 nucleotides. RefSeq lists its product as uncharacterized. Lineage: Eukaryota; Fungi; Ascomycota; Eurotiomycetes; Chaetothyriales; Herpotrichiellaceae. Gene Ontology annotation, molecular function: 2-oxoglutarate-dependent dioxygenase activity. The coding region runs from base 1 to 1242 and encodes 413 amino acids. The transcript has 2 exons. Gene Ontology annotation, cellular component: cytoplasm. The record is from RefSeq and is a predicted model, not a curated record.
AUGGCUCCGCACGCCGAGGAGGCCGUCUCAACCGACUAUUAUGCACGACCGGCCGAAGUUACAAAGCCUGUCACUGGGAGAGUCAGCUCAACUAAGGAAUUGGCAGCUGAGCCCGUGAAACCCAGACCAAGACUGUCCGAGAGAUACGAGCCUGGACGAGUCGAGCCCCUGUCUGACGAGGAUGAUGCUUACGAUCAUCUUCGUCCAUACUUUCCGGACGUUCAUUGGGAGGCAUUGAAGGAAACGCCGUACGAGGACAAAGGCCUACUGGGCGAUCCGCGAUUCCGCAAUCUUCUAGAUGCUGCUGAUGAAGUCUUCGACUAUGUGCCGAAGAUAGGAACCGAGAUUACUGGAAUCAGGCUAUCGCAACUUACGGAUACGCAGAAGAAUGAUCUAGCUAGGCUCGUUGCCACACGCGGCGUUGUCUUCUUCCGGAAUCAGGACGACUUCGAUGUUGAGGCACAAAGAGAGCUUGGGAGGUAUUUUGGGACGUUGCAUAGGCACGCUACAACAUCGAUGCCUCAAAAAGAAGGUCUCGAAGACGUCCAUGUCAUCUACACGACGGAUCAGUCACUCGAUCAACGGGCUCUCUUUACUCCAACAUAUUUGUGGCAUUCAGAUGUCACAUACGAGGUCCAACCACCGUCAUAUACGUCUCUGAAAGUGCUGAACGGUCCGCCACGCGGUGGAGGAGGCGAUACACUGUGGUGCUCUCAGUAUGCAAUCUACGAUAUCUUGUCGCGGCCCAUGCAGAAAUAUCUCGAGAGUCUUACGGCACUUCAUUCGGCGGACGAGCAGGCGGCUGGCUCGCGUGCUGCUGGCCGGCCUGUCCGUCGCGACCCAGUCACUACAGAGCAUCCAUUGAUCCGGGUGAACCCAGUGACGGGCUGGAAGUCGGUCUUCUUCAACCCCGGCUUCGUCACCAAGAUUGUCGGCGUACCAAAGGCCGAGAGCGACGCCAUCAUUCGGUAUCUCACUGAGCUUAUCGCGACCACCCAGGAAGCACAUGUGCGAUUCCAGUGGGGCAAACAUGAUGUUGCAAUAUGGGACAAUCGGUGCACAAAUCAUACAGCCACAUAUGGCUUCCUCCCACAUAGAAGACACGCGGUUCGUGUCACCCCGACGGCGGAAAAGCCAUACUUCUCUCCAGAAGGGAAAUCUCAGGAGGAAGAGUACAACAGGAAAUGGAAUCUGCCGCAAACCAACAAAAAUGGGGCGAGAAGGUCAAAUUACAAUGACUGA